This is a messenger RNA of Acaulospora colombiana, 915 nucleotides long. NCBI's taxonomy places the organism in Eukaryota, Fungi, Glomeromycota, Glomeromycetes, Diversisporales, Acaulosporaceae. The record is from the annotation of a GenBank genome assembly.
AUGCGACCAAAAAAUAUAAAAAGUAGACUAGUGGACGAGCUGUCAACGGCCAAGUUGGGAACAAAGCAAGGCUCGCUUCCAUCUUCGACCUCCCCUCCCAUAGAUCACAUCCUCGAACAAGAUAUCUAUCCAAGAACGUCUUUCACAUCGGAUACAACACCAUGGCUGAUGUCUCUGAUCCAACGAUUGCCGAAGCCGCGACUGACUGACCACUCUUUCCUCCUCACAGCUUACGAGGAAGUCCGCAAUGAUAAAACUGAAACGAACUGGUUACUGGUUGAUUACGAGUCCGAGCCGCCCACUCCCAUCCCAUCGCCACUCGCAACCCCCAAGCGCUCAUACACCCAUCUCGCUCAUCUUGAUCAGCUCUCUAUCAACCGUCUUUCAACAUGCACCAAGCCACAAUGUCAAGCAAAAGUUGUUGACCUCGUUCAGCACAAUGGCUCGACGGCGAAUUUCGAGACGGCUGGAGCUAAGGCGGUCAUGCUUCCCGCCUUGGGCGACACAUGGCACCCCGCACAAAAGACAUACAGAAUUCUAUUGUUCAGGAACCGUUUUGGGAAAAGGUUGGUAACUUUUAUCUCAGCUUUACUUCUACCCACUGUCCUAUCCAACAGGUUGCUUUGCUUGACCGGGUCUCCAUCGGUUCCAAAGAUUACUCCUUCAACAGAUGCAAUGAAGGAAUUUCAAAUAAACGAGCCCAGGCAACCACGAUCAAUGGCUAGGACCAAUCGUGACUCCAAAGAGUCAAUAGGCGGUCAACUAAACCUGCCCGGGACUGGACCAGCUAGCUGGGUGAGCUCCACUCUUAAUGGCAGUGUACCCAGUAUCGAGCGGAUACCACCAGCUCUCCGUAGCAGGUAUCAGGCAGAAAGGUCACAGAUAGCCGUCUUAAUCGUGUAUCCGUACGUGUAA